Gossypium arboreum is the source of this 927-nucleotide messenger RNA. RefSeq lists its product as uncharacterized. NCBI's taxonomy places the organism in Eukaryota, Viridiplantae, Streptophyta, Magnoliopsida, Malvales, Malvaceae. The record is from RefSeq and is a predicted model, not a curated record. Bases 1 to 927 code for a protein of 308 amino acids. The transcript has 2 exons.
AUGAGCACUAGAAAGGGUAUAAGAGGCCGCGGAAGAGGCCGUGGAAGUGCUAGAGCUGGAUCAUCGGCAUCGGGGCACAUGCCAGACAUUGAGGCGAGGGAAGCACCAACUUCACCUGUGGCUGAGACAGGGUCGUUCGAUCUAGCUGCUAGGGAUGACAUACUGUUCCAGGUGAAACUUCAUAUUUUGGAAAGGGUUGCUGGUACUGCUGGGUCUAGUACUAUUGCUGGGGGUCGUGGGUCGGUUACAGAACGACUAGGAUCAAAUGGAGCAGAGAUCUUUAGGGGAGUUUCUAGGGUGGCCCCUAGUGUGGCAGAAUACUGGUUGGAGGCUAUCAAAAGAAUUUUGGAUGACCUCGGCUGCACUCCAGAACAAAAGUUGAAAGGUGUCGUGUCCUUGCUGAGGGAUGAAUCUUACCAAUGGUGGCUUACGGUAAAAGAGGGUACCUUUUCUGAUCGAUUGACCUGGGAGUUCUUCAAGUCAACAUUUCAGGAAAAUUAUGUGGGCGCCAGCUAUGUCGAUGCUCGUAGGAAGGAAUUUCUGAAUUUGGUUCAAGGUGACAGAUCUGUGGCUGACCUCCGAGUGUUGAUAGCUCUACAGAGGAAGCAGGACUUUAUCGCGUUAGUAGAGAAAGCUAAGAUUGCUGAGGAGGUAAAGCGCGUCGAGAGUCAGAACUGGGAAAAAGAAAGGAGAAGGGAUAAGAGGGAUUUAGAACCCUUCAAUUCGGAUCGUAGGCCUAAGAGAAAUGCCAGAAUAGAAGGGCUUGUUCGGAUUAGGGCCCCUGUUGCUGUUACUGGAUCACAGCCUUGUGCGGGAUGUGAGAGCUACAAUCAGGGUGACUGUCGGAAAAGGAAUGGGACGUCUUUCAAGUGUGGAUUAGUGGAGCAGUUUGUGAGAGAUUGUCCACAGAGGCCUUGGUGGAUGUAG